ACCCGCGGCACUACCCGGCCCCGCAGCCGCGCUCGGCCGUGUACGACGUGGAGGUGCGCGAGGUGGACGCGGCCACGCUCAGCCAGCUCCUGGGCAACCAGGGCAACCAGGGCAACUUCCACGCGCAGCCGGGCACCUUCCCCAAUCGGGGCACGUACCCGGCCCAGAACAAUUUCCCCGGCCAGGGGAAUUUCUACAGCCAGGGACAAGGAGUCUACCCGCAGCCGGGUCACUUCAACCAACAGACUCCCAACAACCCCAACCUCUAUGCCAACGGGCAGCAGUACCGGCGGCAGGCCGCGCAGCCCGGCCAGGCCAAGGCGCACUUCGUGUCGCCCAACGGCCAGGUGUACACGCUCAAGGAGAUGAACGGCGUCAAGGUGCUCGUCGGCCCGGACGGCCGCUGGUACCCUCUCGACAGCAACGGGGGCGGCACCCCGAGCGGCCCGCACGGCCAGGCCGACCCGGAGGCGCACACAGACAUGCCGACCCGAGGGCCGACCGGGCAGACCCACCCCAACGGCCGGCACCCUCCCGGGCCGUCCGGGCCGAACUACGACGCGGACCAGGGCGGCGCCGACCAGGACUCGGCGCCGACCUACGACCGCGGUGGCGGCGGGCCCAAGGGGACGCGCGACGCCGAGGACUGCGUGGCCUCCGAGACGACGUACAACGGCGGCAAGAAGGCGUGCCGCUACCAGCUUCUGCUGGACGAGCACUUCGAGGUGCUCAACCUCACCCUCUGGAAGCACGACGUGCUCAUGCCCGACGAGCCCGACUUUGAGUUCGUCGCGUACGACAAGGACCCGGACAACAGCUGGGUCGAGAACAGCAUCCUGCACAUCAAGCCCACCAUCCUGGAGGACUCUUACGGACCGGGCUUCGUCAUGAACGGCACGCUCAGUUUGGACGGGUGCACGUCGACGACCAGGGACCAGUGCAAGCGAACGGCCUCCACGUACCGGGUGCUGCCGGCGGUGCGCUCGGCGCGCCUCACCACCCGCGACACCUUCACGUUCCGGUACGGCAUCGUGGAAGCCAGGGUGCUGGUGCCCGAGGGAGACUGGAUCUACCCAGCCAUCACCCUGGACCCGGCCUCCUCCACGUACGGCAAGUGGUACGCCGGCGGCCAGAUCCGCCUCCCCUACGCGCUGGGCAACCGCUUCAUGGCCAAGCGCCAAGGCAAGCCCAGGACCGGCCUACAGGUGCUGAGGGCUGGGGUGGCCAUCGGGAAGGCGCCGGGCCAGGACAUCAUGCCCACGCUCCUGGAGUCGGAUCAGCGGGCCGGCAACGGCACCACCUGGAGGAAGAAGCACUUCAGGGUGUACCGCGUCAAGUGGACCCCGGAGUCCAUCGAGUUCAUGAUCGACGGCAAGGUCAUGAGCACCAUCCGCCCACCCCAGGGUGGCUUCGUCAAAAUGACCGACAGCCCGUCUGACCACCCGUGGCGCGCCGGCUCCAGCAUGGCGCCCUUCGACCAAGAGUUUUUCGUAUCCCUGGGCGUCGGGGUUGGCGGAGUGAACCGCUUCGCCGACGGCAUCGUCAACGGCGAGUACAGCGAGCACCCGAAGCCUUGGAAGAACAGCAGCCCCAAGGCGCUGCUGGACUUCUACAAGGCGCGCGACCACUGGAUCCCGACGUGGACACACCCCGCCAUGGAGAUCGCCCACAUCAAGGUGAUGGCCCUCUGAGCAGCGCCGAAGCAAUCAAAAGCAAUCCUUAUCAGUAUGGUGGGGAGGGGAGGGGAGGGAACCGAUAGGCUGUGAGUCCAGACGGGAGCAGGUCUGCUGCGUCGUUAGUUUUGUACUUACUUUCAAGUGUUUAUUUUUUUAAGGAAAUACGGUAUCAUAUAAAAAUUAGAUGUAAUCAAAGUGGAGUGAGAAUGUGUAUUCUUAUAUGUGGUAUUAAUACAUAUACAUAAAUAAACUCAGUCGAAAUCUUAA
This is a messenger RNA of Frankliniella occidentalis (western flower thrips), 1943 nucleotides long. RefSeq names its product beta-1,3-glucan-binding protein-like. NCBI's taxonomy places the organism in Eukaryota, Metazoa, Arthropoda, Insecta, Thysanoptera, Thripidae. Gene Ontology annotation, biological process: carbohydrate metabolic process. The record is from RefSeq and is a predicted model, not a curated record. Gene Ontology annotation, molecular function: hydrolase activity, hydrolyzing O-glycosyl compounds.